AAAUGUAUCGGCAAUUCCUCGUACGACCAGAGGAUCGGAAAUAUCAAAGGAUAUUAUGGCGCAGCGCGAGUGGAGAAACAGAAACAUAUGAGCUUAACACCGUAAUACUCUUAUCAUAGAAAUAGAAGCAGUCCUCAAUUCCCGCCCGCUAACUCCUAUCUCCACCGAUCCAAAUGAUCUCCUAGCCCUCACUCCCGGACAUUUCCUCAUUGGCGAUUCAUUAAUGUGCUUACGUGAUCGAGAUUUCAGAGACAUUCCAUCGAACCGACUCUCCAAAUGGCAGCAUAUCCAACAGCUUAAACAACAUUUUUGGAACCGCUGGCAUAAGGAGUAUUUGAACGAGCUAACCAACCGCAAUAAAUGGAGCAAGGGUGGACACAGCAUCCAAAAGGGCACAAUCGUCAUCCUCAGAGAGGACAACGUUCCCUCCAUGCAUUGGCCUCUGGGCCGAGUUAUCAAGGUUCAUUCAGGCGCCGAUGGUGUCAUCCGGACAGCUACAGUUCAGACGGCAAAGAGCAUUUUGGAUCGGGGCGUCAAAAGGCUUGUCCCACUGCCAAUUCAACCCGAUCUCGAGAAACCCGAACAACUAGCCACCGAGCCGAAAUAAGAUGGGAACUUCAACCACACCUCGCUAGUUUGAUCGGUACCCUCUCAACGGGGGGAGAAUGUUACGCCAUGCGGCUUACCAUAGGUCAUAUUCUUAACUAUCGAUCGCGGCACUAUAAUGUCGCAGACGGAUCGUCGCGUCUGCCCGGCAAACAAACAUUGUAGUGGCAAGCGCAUGGUUCAUUAAGCAGGGCGACUUCCAGAAACGUCGACUCGUGGCCCGUAUUUUACCUCGCAUAAAAGAAUGUGGCGUGAUCCGAACGUAGUGGGGGUCGCCUUCCAGAAAAAACGAAAAAAAUCGAAAGGCGUUCAGAACUUUUCGAGAAGUCGAACCGUCAACACAUGUGAAUGUACCACACCGGACAAUCAAGAAGGCAGGUGCCUUGACUACAGAAAAUGUAAACCUCUGCAAGAAAUAUGGCAGAUACAGUACCGUACAGCCACCGAUUUUUAUAGACGAUCAGUGUGCAGAUACCAGGUCAAUGUUACGAUCGUUUGCUGUCCGAACGAUCCAAACAAAGAGAAGAGAGAAAUUUUAAUAAAAACUGUGUAUAAGUAUAAGGCUUUGCGACCACCAUACUGUGGUUUUAGCAACGUCUCUCAUACCAGGGUGGUCGAUGGUAAACCAGCUGAACUUGGAAGAGUAUCUUUUUGCUUGAAAUAAAAAAUUGAUAUAGGAGUAAUAAUAUGGAUAGAGAUCAAAAACUGUUAGGGCAGAAAUUACACGUUUGAACUUUAUAGUUCAGUAUAGUUCAAAUAGAAAUUAUAUAGAAUUAUUUAAUAAUUUGUAUUCCACUGGAAUAAAAAUUUAAUUUCUGUCUUUAUCAAAUCUCUAUUUCAGAGUAUUUGUACGUAUGUACUUAUCGUCUGCUGUAUGAUCGAAUAUCGAAUAGGUAAUAAUCGUUGUUACUCGUUAUGUGAGAAAAAAUUAUGUAUAUUCACAACUAUGACUAUUGCAUUUUAGGCGCUUGGCCAUGGAUCGCUGCAUUAGGUUUUCGUAAUCCCCGAAACCCAGACAAACCACUAUGGAAGUGCGGAGGUUCCCUGAUAUCGGCUAGGCAUGUUUUGACCGCAGCACAUUGUGCACAUAUGGAUGGAAUAGAAAACAUACACAAUCAUAAUAUUGCCAUUCUUAGAUAGGUGGAGGAGGUGCCAUUUUCGAGUAAGUCCUCAAAUAUAUAUAUAUAUAUGCUAUUGAGUAUUACUGAAGUAUCAUAUCCUGAAAUUUCUUACUGUACACAUAUAUUGUGUCAUAAAGCGUGUACAAUUCUUUCUCAUACUUUUGGUCAUUCGUUUCCUGCAUUUUCAUUUAUUUUUUUAUUUUUCAGGGUACGUAUAUCCCAUUUGUACGAAAGAGCAACUUCAUCGGCUAUAACCCCCUUGUUGCUGGAUGGGGAGCGUUAAGAUAUAGCAAGUGAUAUCAAUUUUAUAAUAAAAUUAAACAGUUCCAGUCUUAAAUAUCUUUCUCAUUUUCUUCGUAGGACGACCACGACCUAAUGCAUUAAUGGAAGUACAAAUGCCAGUGAUUAAGAACGCCGAAUGCAAAAUAGCUUAUUCCAAAUUUCCUAAUGCACCUGAUAUCACUGAUGGUAUAAUAUGCGCCGAACAUGCUCAGGGUGGAGAGGAUUCUUGUACGGUAAUUAAGUUACAGAGUUACUACAAACUAUACGGUAUCUGAAGACACGUCAAUUCGAAUUAACAUCAAAUCGACGUCUUAAACAUUAAAAAUAA
Messenger RNA from Bombus huntii, 2337 nucleotides. RefSeq names its product venom serine protease Bi-VSP-like. Bases 851 to 1270 code for a protein of 139 amino acids. The record is from RefSeq and is a predicted model, not a curated record. Lineage: Eukaryota; Metazoa; Arthropoda; Insecta; Hymenoptera; Apidae. The transcript has 4 exons.